UUUAUAUAUUUGUAACACAAAGGAGUUUAGUUUUACAGGUAAACACAUCGGCAACUACAAUGGAAAACGGAGUUAUCAACCCGCCAUCUCCGAGCUCGAUAAGGAAAAUCAUCACCGUCGCCUCCAUUGCCGCUGGUAUCCAGUUUGGCUGGGCUCUGCAGCUGUCUCUUUUAACCCCAUACGUCCAGACCCUCGGCGUUCCCCACACAUGGGCGGCUUUCAUUUGGCUCUGCGGUCCCAUCUCCGGCCUCCUUGUUCAACCCAUCGUGGGUUACAACAGUGACCGGUGCACCUCUCGGUUCGGUCGACGCCGACCCUUUAUCGUCGCCGGAGCUGCUUCGGUCUCCAUCGCCGUCUUCCUCAUCGGUUUCGCUAAAGACAUGGGCCACCAUGCAGGCGAUUCAUUGGAGAAAUCGACCAAACCGAGAGCCGUCGCGAUAUUCGUCGUCGGGUUUUGGAUCCUCGACGUCUCUAACAACAUGUUGCAAGGUCCGUGUCGGGCUCUACUCGCCGACUUAUCGGCUAACGACCACAAAAAGAUGAGGACGGCCAAUGGUUGGUUCUCGUUUUUCAUGGCGGUCGGCAACGUGUUGGGCUACGCCGCCGGUUCUUACUCCCGCCUUUACAAGAUCUUUCCCUUUACAAAAACAAAAGCCUGCGACAUUUAUUGUGCUAACCUCAAAUCAUGCUUCAUCAUCGAUAUCGUAAUCCUCGUCUUAGUCACCGUAACCGCCGUGACAACCGUCAAAGAAUCUCCGUUCACGAAGCAAGUCGACGAAGACGAGACGAAAAAAACGUCGCCUUUCGUUGGCGAGGUCGUGUCGGCUUUCAAGAGCUUGAAGAAGCCAAUGUGGAUAUUGCUGCUGGUGACUUGCCUUAACUGGAUAGCGUGGUUCCCGUUCUUGUUGUUCGACACCGACUGGAUGGGGACGGAGGUGUAUGGAGGGAAAGUGAAAGGGAACGCACACGAAGUGAAGAUUUAUGGCGAAGGCGUGCGGGCGGGUGCGUUGGGGCUGAUGAUCAACUCGAUCGUGUUGGGGUUGACCUCGCUGGCGUUGGAGCCGGUGGGGCGGUUGAUCGGUGGGGUGAAGAACGUGUGGGCGGUCGUGAACUUUGUCUUGUGUGCGUGCUUGGCGUCGACGGUGUUGAUCACCAAGGCUGCCGAGGCAUGGAGACGACAUGCUGGACCCGAGCUUGCCCAUCCUCCAGCUCAGGUUCAAGGCUCUGCGUUGGCUGUAUUCGGAAUUUUGGGUAUUCCACUUGCGGUAACAUACAGUAUCCCAUUCGCUCUUGCGUCCAUCUACUGCUCUUCUGCAGGUGGCGGUCAAGGUCUUUCUCUAGGAGUGUUAAACAUGUCUAUAGUUAUCCCACAGAUGUUUAUAUCUGUAGUUAGUGGGCCUUUGGAUGAUGCAUUCGGGGGAGGAAACUUGCCGGCCUUUGUGCUCGGGUCAAUAGCGGCGGCCGUCAGUGCAUUGUUGGCGAUACUGGCGUUGCCGAACCCACCAAAACAAGUAUCCCUUUCGCCGGGAAUGGGCGGAGGCCAUUAGUGAUUUAUGAAUAAAUCAAGCAGGUCUGAUUAUGUGCAGUACUCGGAAGCCUUUUGCAUGCAUGUGCCGCUUGGUGUAGAUUUCUUGUUUUCGACAUAAUAUUUGCUUCUGAUGCAAAGCAGUCAUGGCUCAGUCCCAUGCAUCCUUAUGUAUUGUUUUAAGUUUAUAGGGAAGUUUGCAGGGAAAAGAAAAGAAAUCUUCCGUUAAGUUUAUAACCUCAGCUUG
Molecule: messenger RNA, 1772 nt
Organism: Hibiscus syriacus
Lineage: Eukaryota; Viridiplantae; Streptophyta; Magnoliopsida; Malvales; Malvaceae
Product: sucrose transport protein SUC2-like
Exons: 4
Coding region: 60-1547 (495 amino acids)
Biological process (GO): sucrose transport; transmembrane transport
Cellular component (GO): vacuole; plasma membrane
Molecular function (GO): sucrose:proton symporter activity
Source: RefSeq, a predicted model, not a curated record